AUGAAGUCGUUGCAGCGUUCUGCCAUUAUUGCCGCCGAAGAGCAGCCCGCCAAUGACGCUCAACCGGGUCGAACCGACUCCGCCGAUGCCAAGAUCAGCAGCCUGACGAUGGCGCUAACGAUGGCCGUUGCCUUGCUGGUGGGCAUCGGCGUUUUCCUCAUUUUGCCCCUGUUGGCGGUGCGGGCCAUCGACCCGUUCAUCGCUUCUUCAGUGGUAAGCAACCUGAUUGAGGGGAUCAUCCGCCUGGCGAUUUUGGUCGGUUACGUGGCCGGCAUCUCGGCAAUGAAAGACAUCCGCCGCGUGUACGCCUACCAUGGGGCCGAGCACAUGGCGGUCCACACCUACGAAGCCGGGGAACCUCUGGCCGUGGACUACGUCCGACGGCAUCCCACGCCACACCCCCGCUGCGGUACGGCGUUUUUGCUCACCGUCGCUGUAGUAUCCGUGCUGGCGUUUGCGCUGCUGGACGCAGCCCUUGGCACCGAGUUGCAAUGGCGCAUCCUGUCGCGCAUCGUGCCAAUCCCGAUAGUUGCUGCUGUUAGCUACGAAAUCAUCCGUUUCGCCGGCGCCCACCGCACCGCCUGGUUCGGUCAGGUGCUGGCCGCCCCCGGGCUCUGGUUGCAGCGCAUCACCACCCGCCAGCCCGACGAUGCUCAGAUCGAGGUGGCCAUCACCGCCAUGCAGGCCGCUAUAACUGCGGAUGCCGAACCAGAUGCUGAAGAGGCGAACCACUAUGCGGGUGGCGCCGUCGGCUGA
Molecule: messenger RNA, 756 nt
Organism: Geodia barretti
Lineage: Eukaryota; Metazoa; Porifera; Demospongiae; Tetractinellida; Geodiidae
Source: the annotation of a GenBank genome assembly